This is a messenger RNA of Struthio camelus australis, 3477 nucleotides long. The record is from RefSeq and is a predicted model, not a curated record. Lineage: Eukaryota; Metazoa; Chordata; Aves; Struthioniformes; Struthionidae.
CAAAACAGUUGUGUUUAAAUUAUAAAGAAAACUUUAUUCAGUACUGCAUUUUCUUACAGAAAGCACGCUACGCAGAUUAUAUUCCAUUCCAAAUAUGGAGUUUGACAGUCAUUUGUAGGCAUGUUGUAAGACCAGUUCAAGGGUUUUUCUCGAGUUCAGAAGAGGCUCCUCCUCAAGGUUAUCUUUUGUUACAUUUUUCACUAGCAGCUCCAAGACUGGCUGAAAUGUAACUUUGAAUAGUGAGGCUGGUCUUCAGCAGACAUGGACAGAGAGACUAUUUAAUCAAGAUCUUUGCCAACAUUAUAAAAUGCUUUCUUUUCUUUAUGCUUACCGUCUUGCCAGAGACUGCUUCAGGUAAUUAUAAUGAACAGAGCUAGCAAGCUGAAAAUCAUGAUUUGUUGCGACACUGUCAUCAGCAGACCAUCCCAUUAGUUAGAUGAGGGAGAGCUACAGAAUCUUUGUUCCUUCAAGGGGCACUUAGUAGCUGAUACGGUAAAGACAGCUGAGGCCCCUUCGAAGCUGAAUGGUUGUAUUGCAUCGGAAAACAUGUUGUUAUUUAUGUCCAAUGAAAUAAUCUGAAGGAGUAGAGCUAUAAUUUGCAGAAGUUCAAAAUUAAAAACAACCCUUCACUCAUUGUCAAUGCAACGUCAUCCACAAAUAAGAAAUGCUCUCUGGUUUAGUCUGUACCUUUAACAAGUUUGCAAAAUGCAAUAGUAAACACCCUCUUAAACAGGAAGUUCUAAAUCUGGUGAUUCACAGCAUUCUGCAACACCAAAGAUUUCUUAAGUUCCUCUUCCUCUGAGCAGAAUCAUUUCCAGAUAGAUACAAGAAAUGGCAUCGUUCAACAAAUUCAAGCAAGUGCUAAUGCUGGCAUUCGACUGGAUUCUAUACUGUGUUGGCGACGCUGAUAACUGCCAAGUCACUGUAACACAACCCAGCUUUAAGGAAGCCGGGGCCUCGACACACACAGUGACCCUAACGUGCGCUUUCUCUGCUCCCGGAUGUUCCCAGACGAAGCCUCAAGUUCUAUGGUUUCGCUUUUUCACUAACACACAUGAAGAUUUGUGUACCCCCGAAUGCACAAAUGUCCAGAAGUUCAAAGUACAUGUAUCAUCAGAAAAUAAUAUUUCACUUCAGAUCAGUGAUCUGACUGUAAAUGACAGUGCUGUUUAUUUCUGUGGAAUAGCAUUUUCAGAUUCAAGUUCACCUCGCUCUAAGCGAACGGGGGGCGGAACCGUACUAGUGAAAGCAGGGGCAGAGAAGCACAGUACUGAAAAGCUCACCUUCAUGAUCGUCACCUCAUCCUUACUGUUUCUAUAUAGCAUUGUGGUAUUCACAAUCCUUACACUUGACAAGUUAAAACCAAAACUGCUAAAGAAAAGUGGCAAAGAGGACCAGAAAAUAGAGAACUGUAAAAUCAGUAGCGGACGAAAAAUUUUUCGAGCAAUCGCCCAGGAACUUCAGAAGCAGAGGUAUGCUGAACACCACCAACAGCCUGUAAGUAAUGCGAAAAAGGAACGGCAGAACUCUGUGCAUGUCUACUGAUACUGAAACAUGUAAAGAAAGAAGAACUUACUAUUUUGAAGAGUAUCCCAUUUGUAUCUCCUCUGGAAUUAGAUUUCUCUUUUACCUCGAUAAAGGUCUAAAAAAACUAUUCGGCACAAUAAUCAAAGACAUUAUAAAGCAUUCUAACUCAUCAAGAGCAGAUCAAGACAGCUUACAGGAGUCUUUUCUGGGGACCGACAUAGGCCUUCUCAAAGAGAAGCACACAAGCAUUUUCACACAACCCCAGUGUCGAAGCACAGACUAUAACAUUUGAAUGCAGUAUCAAUUUGCAUGCAUUUACAGUGCAACUGCACACUGUUAACACCUCCGAUGGUCACUUCCUCCCCCCUCCUACUUACUAGGAGGUAUUCCAGUUCUUCAAGCUCUCAAUCACUUUUGCAGAGCUCAGUAACCGAGAUCAGGCUCGCCCUCCUCCAUUUAACACGUUGGAAAUUUUAUGCAUUUGACUGAUAGCUAAGAUCAGAUUCAGUCCUGAAUAAAGAACAGCUUUCAUUUUCUUGGCCAUCCGAUAUUUUAAAUUCUAGCAGGGCUAGAACUGGGACCUAUACGUUGCCUGGAAAUAAAAAUUCUUUCUUCCAGAUGAACACCAAAUUUCAUGUCAUGAAAGGCCUCAAGCUAGGCAUCCUUUUUCAGGAAGGAGAGACAAAAAAUACAAAGCAGGGAUAAUUUUGUGUCAAAGGAGGUUAUAAUGCCUAUAUACACACACAUAUGUAUGUAUAUAUUUAUAUAUAUCUAUAUAUUUAUAUUUAUACACAAACACAGAUACAAACUGAAUCUUCCAUGCAUUUGUAAUUUGCCAUUUGGUUAAAAGGCGUAAAGCUAUUAGAGUUCACUCUUGGAGUAUAUUACUACUGUAGUUUAUCUCGCUCCCUUACCCCAUGGUAGUUGGAUGCAACCACAACAAAACUGUUUUAAAAGCUCUACAACACUCUUACAAGUACUUUCAAUUUACGUAGCCUAAACUAAGUAUUCAGCAUCACUGGAUAAAACCACACAACUUAUUUCAUCAUUCCAAAUUUAUGCCAAUAGGACUUAUGACUACAUGACAAUGAUUUUGCAUAUGCCACGUAAGUUAGAGAAAACAACUGAGAAGCCACAAGUAUUUGUAAGCAAAGAAAAUGGCUUCACAGAAUUGCUGUGUCUGAGAAGUAGUACAAAUUCUUUCCUAUUCUGAGCACUGACCACACCAUUUCAGAGAUGUGAGAAAAAAAACACAUGCAACACGAAGUCAGGCCCUUCUCCCAGAUACAUUUUUGCUUUAUUUAUUCUUAUACUGCCCCAAAUGAUUCCUCUGUAACAGCCUCUUUAAAGACUUCAAAACCCUGCUGACAUGACCCGGUCCUUGGUUUGACCGUCAGAUAUGAACAGAGUGAAAAUAAUGGGUAUGUUUUACUGUGCUCCCUAGAGACUUGGGGAAGCCAAGAGGAAAAGAACAACAUUUUAGAAUACCACAGAUGCCACAUGGACAACUUUCCAACUGGAUAACUAGGGAGGGAAGGAGUCUACUGAAACAGUAAAGGGAGGAAGUUCGCCUCAAAAAGCAAGUUUGGGCUUUUUCCUUUUAAUGAAAAAAAUUGUCACCAGUGACUAAAUACUUCCACUUUUUUCCCCAGGAUCAUAUGGAAGAUGACGCUGUUUAUCAGAACCGAUGAUUAUGUGCUAUAUUUCAGGUUUACUCAAUAUUUCUGAUGUAAUGGAGGAGGGAGAUAAAGAGGUUAACCUUCUUCACUGACUUUGCUUUGAGAGAGGAAAAAGCCUUACUGGACAGUGCUCUUCAAUAGUGUUUUCUAAACAGAUCAAAACCAAGCACAUUGAACAUUACAUCUACGUCAUACAUUACUUCCCUUUCCCUCUCUGCAAGAAUAAAAACAGUGGAAAAGAACCUCAUCUUUCCUAAGAGAAAUGCUUCAG